AUGGACGUAAUGAAUCCACAGCUUAUGUGGAUCGGUACGCGGUGUUAUCGGGUCAAUCAGUGCACAGCGACCGCUUCCGGCGAUGAACCUUCCGAAGCGUACGUAGAGGAAGAUUUGUACGAAGCAGACGAUGAGUACGAUACGUACGACAUCGAGAUGACCGAUAACGGAAAAUAUCAAACGGCGUUCCACGUGCCUGCGGCUUUUUACGCCAUGAUAAUCGGCGCCAAGGGACAAACCCGACAGCGUUUGGAGGCCGAAACGAAGGCUCAAAUACGGGUCCCGAAGCAGGGCACCACGGACGAUGACAUCGUGGUGACGGGUGUCUCACGAAAGUCGGUGGCCGCCGCCCGGUCACGGAUCGAACUCAUCGUUAUCGGGGCACGGGACAAGCAACAGUUCACGCACUUCCUCUCGGUGCCCCUGGCAACGGACGGCAUGAUGAAGCGAUUUGUGGCCUUUAAAGACAAGGUGCUCUACAAGCUGCCGGCCGCGUUCACCGUCGACGAAUCGUUGUUUCAGCAGCCGGAAAAGCUGCACCUAACGCUUACCACCAUGAGCCUGAUGGACAACGCAGAUCGGGCCAAUGCCGUUCACAUUUUGCAAGACUGCCAGGAAACGAUAUUGCGGCCGCUGUUUAAAGAAAACGGUCCCAUGGAGAUUCACGUUCGUGGGCUCGAAUACAUGAACGAUGACCCACACGCGGUCGACGUGCUGUACGCCAAGGUCGAAGGUGCCGCCCUACAGGAGGCAGCCGACCGAAUGUACGAGUACUUCGUAGCGAAAGGGCUGAUGCAACGGAAAUAUGAUCGGGUGAAGCUGCACGCCACGCUCAUCAAUUCCUUGUUCCGUGGCCACAAUAGCGAGGGCUGCGAAACGAGGGAAGCGGAACGCCGGCGCAUCUCGUUCGAUGCGAGCGAAAUAUUACGCCUAUACGGAGAUUACGACUUUGGGCGCACGGUUGUGAGCGAGAUUCAUCUUUCGCAGCGCUUUACUACAUCCUGUACCGGUUUUUAUGAGGCCUCGGCGAUCAUAAAGCUGUGA
Messenger RNA from Anopheles cruzii, 1044 nucleotides. RefSeq names its product activating signal cointegrator 1 complex subunit 1. Gene Ontology annotation, cellular component: nucleus. The record is from RefSeq and is a predicted model, not a curated record. The transcript has 3 exons. Gene Ontology annotation, molecular function: RNA binding. Gene Ontology annotation, biological process: DNA alkylation repair; regulation of DNA-templated transcription. Lineage: Eukaryota; Metazoa; Arthropoda; Insecta; Diptera; Culicidae. Bases 1 to 1044 code for a protein of 347 amino acids.